GAAAUGUCCAAAGAAGGAUUGCGCUGUGCUGCCCUUGCCUACCGAAAUUUUACUGACGGAGACAUACCUGAAAGCAACCUCGUUCUAUUGGCUAUCAUUGGUAUAAAGGAUUCUUGUCGGCCAGGCAUAAGUCGGGCAAUCCAACAAUGUCGUAAUGCUGGAGUAAAGGUGUGCAUGGUGACAGGCGACGACCUUCUGACUGCCAAAGCAAUAGCGAUGCAGUGCGGGAUACUGAGAGGAACCUUAGACGAGCCUGCGAAUACAGCAAUCUUAGCAAGCGAAUUUGCUUCGAUGUCAGAAGCAGACAGAGAAGAAAUUGCUGAAAAUAUUGUAGUGAUGGGUCGAUCUUCUCCUGAUGAAAACCUUCUUCUACUUGAAGCACUGAGAAAGAAGGGACACGUGGUUGCAGCAACUGGAAAGGGAAUCCGUGAUGCUCCGAGCCUGCGCCAGGCGAAUAUCAGUCUUGCAAUGGGCAUUGGGGGGACUGCAAUUGUUAAAGAAUGCUCUGAUAUCAUUAUAUUGGAGGACAAUUUUACUUCGAUUGUCAAGGUCAUCCAAUGGGGACGUUUUUUAUACACAAAUGCUCAAAGAUUUCUCCAGUUCCGGCUAACUGUCAACGCAUCAGCUCUAAUUAUAUGUGUUGUUGUGGCGGUUCAUUCUCAUGAAAUUCCCCUAAACGUUGCGCAGCUUCUGUGGAUUAAUCUUCUCACUUUUACUUUUGGAGCAUGGGCCUUGGCAUCAGAACCACCAAUGGACAACUUAAUGCGAAGGCCUCCGGUUCGUAAAGGGUAUGAAAACGGUUCAGUAAAUAAUAUUUCAAUGGACAGAUUCCUUAAUUACCAUAUAUGAUGGUGACUGCAUGACCAUAUCAAACUUUUUUUAAGCUUUCUGCAAUUCCAAAAAUCUGU
This is a messenger RNA of Brassica oleracea var. oleracea, 908 nucleotides long. Its product is annotated as calcium-transporting ATPase 8, plasma membrane-type-like. Gene Ontology annotation, molecular function: P-type calcium transporter activity; ATP binding; ATP hydrolysis activity. The record is from RefSeq and is a predicted model, not a curated record. The coding region runs from base 4 to 849 and encodes 281 amino acids. The transcript has 7 exons. Gene Ontology annotation, cellular component: membrane; intracellular membrane-bounded organelle. NCBI's taxonomy places the organism in Eukaryota, Viridiplantae, Streptophyta, Magnoliopsida, Brassicales, Brassicaceae.